This is a messenger RNA of Anisakis simplex (herring worm), 198 nucleotides long. The record is from the annotation of a GenBank genome assembly. Lineage: Eukaryota; Metazoa; Nematoda; Chromadorea; Rhabditida; Anisakidae.
UGGUUGUGUUUGAAGGAUCCUGAAGACGAAGGUAAACUCUAUCCGGUAUUGGUGUGGAUUCAUGGUGGUUCUUUUCUGGCUGGAUCUGGCGAUACUGGAAUUGAUAUGGAGGUAGUCGCCAAGAACUUCAUCUUCAAUGGAGUUGCGCUCGUAACGCUCAACUAUCGACUUGGACCACUCGGUUUGCUUCUCAAAUAA